UACGGUGUUAAUUUUAUAAAAUAUUUUAGAACUAAACAAGGCCUUUAAGGGGUUCCAAAUUUGAAAUCCUUCUCUCUUCACAUCGACCGCCCAGUAUACAUGCUCCAACCCCGAGCUCCCGACUCCGUCCACAGCGGCUGCCGGCACUCUUCCCCAACUCUGCCCAAAAAUUUGAAAUCCCCUCUUCAUCGACUUACGACCCCCGAGCACCUCGAUGGUGGAUCCGCCGUCUGUGCUCACGCUCCUGGUGAAGAAGGGACCCUGCGAGGGGAAGACCCUGCAGCGCCGCGCCGGCGCCGCGGCGCUCCGUGUCGGCCGCGUUGCCAAGGGCAACCACCUGCCCGUGGGCGACGCGGGCGCGUCGCAGAGGCAUUUCUCCGUCGAGUUCCUCCCGCCGCCUGCGGCCCGGUGGGCCGUUACCGAUCUAGGCUCCUCUAAUGGCACCCUCCUCAACGGUACGCCUCUCGUAGCCACUAUCCCCGCUCCGCUCUCCGACGGGGACCUCAUCAAGAUCGGGGAGACCACCGUGCUCGCCGUCUCCAUAUCGACAGAUGCGGGCCCGGGACCGGGACCGGGCCCCGCCGCGACUAGGCGUUCCGCGCGCAACGCAUCGGCGGCGGCGGAGGAACAGGGUCCCGCGGUUUCUCGCAGGGCCGGACGGAGGAAGGCCGGUGUGGCGGAAGCCCCCAAAGCUGUGAAUGAAGUGGAGGAGGAAGCUGCACUCCCGACUCGCCGAGGCGGGCGGAAGAAGGCCGGUGCGGCGGAAGCCCCCGAAGCUGGGCAUGAAGUGGAGGAGGAAGCUGCACUCCCGACUCGCCGAGGCGGGCGGAAGAAGGCCGGGGCGAUGGAAGCCCCCGAAGCUGGGAAUAAAGUGGAGGAGGAAGCUGCACUCCCGUCUCGCCGAGGCGGGCUAAAGAAGGCCGUUGAGCCCGCUGGAGUGGAGACGGAAGCGGAAGAUGAAGAGGGGGAAGCGGCAAUACCGAGCCGUGUCAGGUCAAGGAAGGCUGCAGUGACGUUCGUCCUUCCGCCACAGCCACAAAAUACGAGGUCAGCGAGAGCUGCUGCAAGGAGAGGUGAGGUGUUGGGGUGCGAAAACGAUGAGGAGGAAGUGGUGAGGACCGGAAGGGGGCGAGGACGGGUUACAAGGGCAAGUGCUAGGAAUCGUACGGAUGUUACUCCCGAGGAGGAGGAAGAGGAGGGUGAGGUGGCUGUGACCAGAGAUCAGGAAGGGACAACUGCCGAGGGCAAGGGUGAGAUGGUGCCAGCUGGGAGAGGACGAGCAAAGAGGGGCAGAGGAGGCCGAGGCCGAGGAAGGGCUACGAGGGCAAGAACAAAGAAGGCUGAGGAUGCAAUUGUUGAGAACGAUGAAAAUGAGCAAGAAGAAAAGGAUAUGGCUGAUGGCAGAGAACGAGUGGGGAGUCCAUUGAGGGUCUUGGCUGUGAAUGACUGUUCUGAAGAGGAUAAGGUGGCAGCUGAGGAUGACAAGUUGGAUGGAAACUCAAAGGCAUCCGUGGAGGAUAAGAUGGUGGAUGUGGAGGAGGAGGCGACAUUGACAGAGAGGGCAAUAGAGGGGAGGGCUCAGCAUGCUCCUGCUGACAAUGGUGGUGUGGAAGAAGAGGAGGUGAAGAAUUUGAGCAAGGGAGGGGAAACUGAAUUAGAUCAGGAAUUGAGGGAAAAGGUGUCACCAGGGUCAAAGCUGGAUGGUGUUGGAGAAGUGGAAAAGAAUGACAAUAGGGAAGCUAUUGGUGCCAGUGGAGAGAAAGGCCAUGAGGGGGAGCGCAAAGGAAGACGCAGAUUGGAGGAUAUGACAUUGGGGGAGUGGUUUGUUCAGAUGGAGAAAUACCUUCUAGCAAAGAAUGCAGAGGCUGCUGAAAAGGCUAUAGCUGAAGUGCAAGAGAAACAUCGGCGGUUUUGUGAACAUGUUAAAUCGCUCAAUCUCAAAAAGAGUCCUGCUCCUUGAGAUUCCAUGGAUAAUCUGGAAAUAUUUUGGACAGCCUAGUGUUGGAUGAUUUGAUGACACCAUCAUAUCACAAUGAAGACAACAAUGCUGAAGCGUCGCAAACUGUAGGUUUGUGGUGUAGCCACCAGUAGCAGGGUGGUGAUCUUCUAAGUUGUUUAUCCCAGACUUAGUAGUUUGCUACUAUUCAUGAACGUGACGAGAAUGUCGUGCUAGUAUGUAUAAAGCAGUAGAGUUAGCUCCACUGAAUUCUCUGUUGCAUUCAGUAGGGUUCUUAUGUCCUGAACCUCUGUGAUAGUUCACUGAAUUCUCUGUUGCAUUCAAUAACUUUCAAACUUCAAUAACUUUCAAACUAUAUAGUUUAACAA
This is a messenger RNA of Sorghum bicolor (sorghum), 2325 nucleotides long. Its product is annotated as FHA domain-containing protein At4g14490. The coding region runs from base 215 to 1960 and encodes 581 amino acids. NCBI's taxonomy places the organism in Eukaryota, Viridiplantae, Streptophyta, Magnoliopsida, Poales, Poaceae. The record is from RefSeq and is a predicted model, not a curated record. The transcript is spliced from 2 exons. Gene Ontology annotation, molecular function: mRNA binding; protein binding.